This is a messenger RNA of Melozone crissalis (California towhee), 525 nucleotides long. RefSeq names its product elongin B (gene ELOB). Gene Ontology annotation, cellular component: elongin complex; VCB complex. The record is from RefSeq and is a predicted model, not a curated record. Gene Ontology annotation, biological process: transcription elongation by RNA polymerase II. Gene Ontology annotation, molecular function: protein binding. The transcript is spliced from 4 exons. Bases 64 to 525 code for a protein of 153 amino acids. Lineage: Eukaryota; Metazoa; Chordata; Aves; Passeriformes; Passerellidae.
UGCCGCGGGGGCCGCUGGGAUCGCGGCGGACCCGGCGCAGACGGAGCCGGCGGAGCGGCCGCCAUGGACGUGUUCCUGAUGAUCCGGCGGCACAAAACCACGAUUUUCACCGAGGCCAAGGAAUCCUCGACCGUGCUGGAGCUGAAGAGAAUCGUGCAGGGAAUCCUGCACCGGCCGCCCGAGGAGCAGCGGCUCUACAAGGACGACCAGCUGCUGGAGGACUCCAAGACUUUGGGCGACUGCGGCUUCACGAGCCAGACGGCGCGGCCACAGGCGCCGGCCACCGUGGGGCUGGCCCUGCGCAACGGGGAGGAGUCCUUCGAGGGGCUGCGCAUCGAGCCCUUCUCGAGCCCCCCGGAGCUGCCGGAUGUGAUGAAGCCCCAGGACAGCACCGGGGCCACCACCGACCCCCCCCCUGCCCUGAGGGCCCCUUUGGGCUCAAACCCGGAGAUUUUGGGGUUCGGGGGGGGGGGGGGGGGGAGGGGCGGGGGAGAAAUCAAAAAUUCCAAUGAAAAAUUCCAAUAA